This is a messenger RNA of Microthlaspi erraticum, 237 nucleotides long. NCBI's taxonomy places the organism in Eukaryota, Viridiplantae, Streptophyta, Magnoliopsida, Brassicales, Brassicaceae. The record is from the annotation of a GenBank genome assembly.
AUGGCUUCAUCAAGAUUUCAACUUGUUGCUCUUCUCGUCAUCUUCUCUCUCGUUAUUGCUGCCCAAUCCGCAGAAAAAGAAGUAAGAGACGGACCAUGUCUCUUGAGAGGAACAUGCAGCGCUGAUAGCGACUGCGACACACAUUGCCACAGGAAAGGCGAUGGUAAGGUUAUGGACGGCCACUGCCUCUUCGAAGGACCCAAGGGUCGUCCCGUCUGCUGCUGCUUAUCCGAUUAG